AUGAGUACUCUUAUCGACGCAGACGCCAUAUUAUCAGAAAACGAGUAUUGGAAGAAAUUAGAAAAAGAAUGGAAAGCAGUGGACUUAGAAAAUGAAAUAGAAGAUGACCUGCCGAUGAUGAAACCAGUAUUCAGUACAUUGGAUUUAAAAACAACAUUCGAUUCAUCGUUUCUAUUCAAGAAAGUUACAAAGAAAAUUGGGAGACAACUCUCAAAGAAAUCGACGGGAUCGGCUUUGGACUACAAAGAUUUCAUCAACAAUCUGAAAGACGAUCCUCAAAACGAUUCGUCCAACCGUUUUUAUUUCAUCAACGGGCAGAUAACUUCGGCGGCUUCGAUUGAAGACAUAUGUCAUAAAAUAGAUGACAUCUUCAAAUCUAUUGAGCAGCUGUCUUCAGCGACUAAUACGAUGAAGAAGAAAGAUGUUCCUGAUGUCGUACAAUGCAGUAUAUCAGCGACGGAUCUGUCUUUCGACGACACACUAUCAGAGGAAGAUAAUAUUGAUAAUAGUGACAUAGAUAGACAUAUUGAAGAGGCAUUUGAAGAGUUCAGUGAGACCAUGUCCAAUCUUAGUGUAGAACAGUCUUUGGAUUCAGUCACCACGUUGGUUAGGAAGUUUAGCAACGUUUUGAAUAGUCCAAGUAUUCAGUGUAGUCCGAGAAGAAGAAGGGAAUGUUGUGAUAAGUUUAGGGAAUUAGCAGAAUUUUGGCAGAAUCGUGCGUUUGAUAAGUAA
This is a messenger RNA of Danaus chrysippus (African queen), 732 nucleotides long. NCBI's taxonomy places the organism in Eukaryota, Metazoa, Arthropoda, Insecta, Lepidoptera, Nymphalidae. The record is from the annotation of a GenBank genome assembly.